Molecule: messenger RNA, 2435 nt
Organism: Cladophialophora immunda
Lineage: Eukaryota; Fungi; Ascomycota; Eurotiomycetes; Chaetothyriales; Herpotrichiellaceae
Exons: 2
Coding region: 331-1395 (354 amino acids)
Cellular component (GO): plasma membrane; cellular bud neck
Source: RefSeq, a predicted model, not a curated record
CUCUCACUUGAGGUUCUUUUCAUAGCAACUCGGCGAGUUGCUUUUCUUUGUCUUAUGUCCCUCGUCUUGCGUUUGCCUCUCUCCGUUUCUCCUUCAUUAUCGUCACAUUCACUUCAGUUAUCCGCGAACCCACACGACGUUCGUCAAUCCACUCAUUCUACACUGUCCGCAGGCCGGCCUCGGUAAACUCCCAGCAGACACCAGCCUCCUUUGCACAUCCAGCCCACCACUCCCAGAAGAAGAGUCGGUCGCCUUUAUUUGAACGACCGUGUAUGAAUUGACGACAUACUACCCUGCUUCAGAUCUCUAUUUCAAGAGAUCCUUAACGAAAUGGCGUACUAUCUCUACGCCCGCGAUGUUGUCUCCGACGUGAAAUCAGUCCCAGAUACAUUCUCCAGCUGGGAUAAAUGCAUGCAGAAAUCAUAUUGCAAGUGGCCCGUCAUUGCCGCGAUUGUCAUCGGCUCCCUGAUCCUGCUUUCGGUCCUCUUUUGUAUCGCCCGGUGCCUUUGCUGUGGGGUGGAGAUCUGCUCUUGUUGUAUGAGCUGCUGUGGCGGUUGUUGUCGGGGAGGUCGAAGGCGUGACCGUCCUGCGCAAUUCAAAGACGACUACACUCGAAUGCCUCCCACUCCUUACCAGGGAUACCAGCCGGCCCCCAACCCCAUGGCGUACGGCAACCCCAGCGUACCUCAGUUCGCGACUUUCGAAGAUCCCAGCACCAAGCGGAUGAUCAAUGAGGAUAGUCUCCCACCCAUGCCCAGCUGGGACACUGCAACCAAGAGAAGGGUCGAAGACACCAGUGAGCCACCGCACCAGAAUGCAAACGGCGAUCUGGAAAUGGGGAGACUCGACUCCCAACCGCAGAGGACGAGAGGAGGCUACAACAGCGUCCCUAAUGGACCCAUAUCGCCAGUCUCAGCAAACCCGCAACCAGAUUAUCUCCACAACGGCGCUGGCAUGAACCACUCGUACAACGCCGACUUGGGCGAUCAGAGACUCUUGGGCAAUAACGAUCAGGACAACUUCCAGGCCGUCCCGCUAAGCCCGCCGCCAACCUACCGCUCCAAUUCCCAAGCACCUUCAUUUACAAGCAACUCGGACAAAUUCAUCGCUGGCGCUGCCAGCCCAAGCCCUUAUGAGUACAACCGGGGCCCGCAGCCGCACCCUGUCUAUCAACAUUCCUAUGCUCCAAACAGCACCGCGAGCACGAGAUACGAGCCUUCGCAGAGCGAUUACAAUUCACACAGAAUCAGUAUGCCCAAGCCGUUCAAUCCUGUGCCGUCCCCACAGGUGCAAGCUCCAUAUCCGGAAUCUGGCGCGUCGCCAUAUGACGCGCGGCCGCCGAGUUUCUUACAGGUGGGAAGAAAACCCGUCAAUGGAAGUAUGAGGGAAGUUUGAGUGUGACGAGGCCGGAAUUAAUCUUUAAUUGACCUCUUUCUCGUGAGGUCUAAAUACGGCGGAGCCGUUGACCAGCAUACACAUGGAAUCUUGAGACUUGAUGAGAUCCAGCGUCUCGGAGUUUUCUGUCGGCACUAUAUUUGUUUGGAAAUUUCAAAGAGCAUGGCGCUUUCUGGAUACCGUGCUUCAUCGCCGAGCUCCACUCGGAUGAGACGCCAUGGUGGAAUUGGGCUGCUCAAACCCCUUUCAGAGAGGUCAGCACGCGAUUGGAUUUGAGCAUGAAGCCGCAACAACCGCCAAUGCCGCAUACAGUCAAGGUGGACCACGGAAUCUGGUUGAAGACGUUGACCGUGGACGGAAGAUUUAUGUGUUGAACCAGGCUUCGAGAAUGAGCGGGCGCCGAACAGGCAAUGACGACAGCUUUUGACGAGUUCAAUCCCCGAAAAACGAGUCGAGCCAGGAAGAGGGUCGAGUUUGGCACGGCACCCCAUAUAAUCUGUAUUUCUAUGGCACGGUGCUUCAUCCCCCACGCAUGCCCUGCCCGCAGGAUCGCAGGCCUUGUACCUUGUACUUAUACGCAGCUAUGAUUCAUACAAUAUCAACAAGUCCAGUCCCCGCAACUUUCGAGACGUGUGCAAACAUGUUUGCUUUUCUCUUUGGGCGCUCUCGCAGCGCAAGUGGAGGGAGUCCUGAAUUUAGUCACGGACGGCCGACCUCACUACGUUGGGAGGAUCAUAGUGGCGAAGGGAGGAGAUUCUGAAAAAAAGGAACGCGAAUGCUAGGACACUGCUCUGAGAAGAAAGCACGAGAUACAACUGCUUGCUUGCUCUCCUACUUGUUCGUAUCCCUGCUCACUUGCUUCGGUACAGAGUGCCCGCCUCCGUGCCCAUGAUCCCUUGAAACUGAGAAAGGAAAAAGAAAUGGCUGUUCCCUUCUUGCUCCAUUCCCUUGUCAUUCGUUAUCCACCUUGGCAGGUCCCCGUGGUACCCCAACAGCGUCUUAUCCCAACACACAUCUCACUUUUCCCUCACAACUCGUCC